Hyla sarda is the source of this 825-nucleotide messenger RNA. It is a transcript of the gene ACYP2, whose product is annotated as acylphosphatase 2. The transcript is spliced from 4 exons. Gene Ontology annotation, molecular function: acylphosphatase activity. The record is from RefSeq and is a predicted model, not a curated record. Bases 11 to 367 code for a protein of 118 amino acids. Lineage: Eukaryota; Metazoa; Chordata; Amphibia; Anura; Hylidae.
AGCUGCCUCUAUGCGUCCAGCCUGUGUCCUGGUCUUUGCUUUCACCUCCAUAACAAUGUCUGGCCUAGUCAAAGCUUCCAAUACUCUGAAAUCUAUAGAUUAUGAAGUCUUUGGCCGUGUACAGGGUGUAUGCUUUAGAAUGUACACUGAAGAUGAAGCAAGGAAACUUGGUGUGGUUGGAUGGGUGAAAAAUACAAGACAAGGAACUGUACAAGGACAAGUUCAAGGACCAGAAGACAAAGUGAAUUCCAUGAAAGCUUGGCUGAGUAAAGUAGGAAGUCCCAGCUCAAGGAUCGAUCAUACUGAAUUUUCUAAUGAGAAGGAUAUCCCAAGUCUUCAGUUUAAAGGAUUCAGCACUAGAUACUAAAAGAGUCAUACAACAAGCACACAAGCAUAACAGAUAUAGUGGGUUACAGACAGCCUGAUAGCACUGAUGUUCUUUUAGUAAAUUUGCCUGACAGAUGUGGGUCCUAGCUCCAGGAGAACAGGGAUUCAUUGACACCCAUUUACCAGUUCAUGAUUUCCAUGUACUUCCCUAAAAAUCUAUAGGAGCAGCGCUCAGCUCUUCGUGCAAUUUAAAAAACUUCAUUUAAAAGGUCUGUGCACACUGAAGUAGAGAACCACUAGCAGAAUCUGAUAUGUGUAGGAAUACACCUCCUAAGAAUCAACCCAACAGUUCCUAUCAUUUUGAUAUUUCGAUAAUUUGGGUAAUCCGUUAAUAUGUUAAAAAUUGGCAAGUAAAUUUUAUUAGGGAUGUCCCAAUACCGAUACUAGUAUUCUCCAUCGUAUCGGGGACUCUUUCAAUGUCCCCGAUACCAAAUCCGA